CGAGUAUUGACGCCGUAGCAUUGACCCACGGAGUACAAUAAAUAACCAAAUGAAGUUCACAAUAGCGUUGAUGGAACCUGCAAGUCGGAUAUUAUGUCUCACAACAUCCCCAAAAGGUAACAGUCCCACAAACACCCACAUUUAUUGGGGAUCCUAGGGGUUUCCGUGAACAGUAGGCUGUGGACUUGUACUAAACAAUAGCCCGAUGCUGUGGCCCACCACAAGUGGCUAAAAGACGUUGUGGAUGAUUUGUUAUAGGUAUUUUAAACCAUCCAGUGCUCCUUGACUUUGAAUUUGUACCUUCACCUGCACUUGAUUACUAGCCUACAAAGCUAACCACAGAAUAUCGCUGUAAUGUCGAUCGACGCUGAACAUCAGAACCCAGCACAAACCGCCUCAACUGCCGCAACCUCAGACCCGAAGGGUAAAGGCAAGGAGAAAGACAUCGAUCCUUCUGCUCAUCAGGACGUGUCCGACUCUGAAAAAUCUGGGGGUGAUACGUGGGCCGGGUACCCUUUCGAACGAUUCCCUUCGCCACCAGGCGACAAAUCUUGCGAUGCACGUGUCCCAGAUACUACUGCUUCGCUCGACCCGCCUCUCAUGGCAUUCACCUACCCCCCUCCACCUCCUCUCGCCAACGACCCUACGUGGUUUGCACAGAUGGUCUCCGACGUUCAUCGCAACCGUGCUUAUGUCAACAAGGAACUCGAGCUUGCACGAACAGAGGCUGCUGAAGCUCUGGCCGAUGCCACUCUUGCAGACGCCGAGCUCAAGGCUGAGAGGGAUAAAAUGCAGAAUUUCUUGAACCGCCUGGGAUCUGUCGCUGGGAAGAACUUUGUGCGCAAGGUGAUUAGGAAAGUCGAGCAGUCGCUGGAGGCCCAUAGUGACGGCUCGGACAACGAAGAUGAAGAGGAACUACAAGACGUAGAUGAUGAGGAUUCGAACGGCAGUGACGAGGGCGAAAUGGAUCGUCAAGAUGCGGAAGAGGAGGAUUUUGGCAGCGGUGCUAGCGAGCGUGAGGAGGGCCCGCAAGACGAAAAAUAUAGCGAUGACAAUGGUUCUCGCACAAGAUCCCAGUCUCCACCCGCGAGCUGCAGCCCAAACCACCCUCAACAGUACCUGCAUGAGUCUUUUAGCGCUAGCGAAGCCAAUCCUUGGGAAAGCUCUGAGCCUCUUCCCGCAGAUGAGGGUCUUACUUCCUCUCCAGAGGGGAUUUCGCGCCAGCUAAGUAGCCCCAAUUGGGGUCGGGGGGACGUCACAGACGAUGAGUAUUCCAGCGGCGAAGAUAACACAUCAAGGAAAUGGACUGCUCUUACGCCCGCGCAUAAGAGCUGCAAACGACAACUUCGGGUUGAAGAAGAUGAGACCAACAGCCAGGACUCACCUCGGAAAAAAUUCAAGGAAACCCCUGCAUCGCCGCCUGAAGUGGUCAAAAAAUUUCCAGUUCCCACACGAUGCUUCUAUCCCCCAGAGAACAAGCCGGUCAACACAGUCGAACAAGACCAUGAUACAGAUGAGGAGUACGAGGUGGAGAAUUCUCUUACUCUAGAACAUGAACCUGUACUACCAACGCCUUAUUUGCCUCGACUAAACCCAUUGGAGAGGGACCCGUACAGGGUGCGCCAAAAUUCGCGGGGGGAGCCCGAGCUUUAUGUUCCCGGCAGAUGCGCCAUCGAACUCCCUUAGAGGUAGAUUAUCGAUUAUUAUACCAUUACUAUACCAUUAUUCCUUCGUUUCACCACUCCAGUACUUACUUCGCUUGGCUACAUCCUUAUACCUUGAUCGUAAUUUUCUGUAGUGCGCUGCCAAUGGCCUCCAUAACCCACGACUGCGAAAGUAUCAUUGAAGGAUAAUCGCGAGAGGGAACUAGCAAUUACUGACGAAGACCAUGUUGGUCAAUAAAGAUAUUUACACACACCACCGGACCUAGUUUUGCAGCCAGGUCACUUUGUGUUAUUGGUCUGAAUAAAUAAGCAGUACUGGGAAGCAGAUGGAAGACGUGUGGAAGGGCGGCCGAC
Molecule: messenger RNA, 2018 nt
Organism: Suillus bovinus
Lineage: Eukaryota; Fungi; Basidiomycota; Agaricomycetes; Boletales; Suillaceae
Exons: 4
Coding region: 355-1686 (443 amino acids)
Source: RefSeq, a predicted model, not a curated record